This is a messenger RNA of Beta vulgaris subsp. vulgaris (sugar beet), 1631 nucleotides long. Its product is annotated as syntaxin-121. Gene Ontology annotation, biological process: vesicle fusion; intracellular protein transport; exocytosis. The coding region runs from base 399 to 1304 and encodes 301 amino acids. The record is from RefSeq and is a predicted model, not a curated record. Gene Ontology annotation, cellular component: SNARE complex; plasma membrane; endomembrane system. The transcript has 2 exons. Lineage: Eukaryota; Viridiplantae; Streptophyta; Magnoliopsida; Caryophyllales; Amaranthaceae. Gene Ontology annotation, molecular function: SNARE binding; SNAP receptor activity.
UAAGUUCUCUACCACCUCCACCAAAUAAGUUUAGUUACAUCGUACAUCUGGAUGUGUGAUGAAUAAACUCGUGUAUAUAUCAACCUAACCUCUACGGCUAGACGUCAGUUUCGCGGAUUGUUCUUCCCCCCUUGGUCCUCCCUUCCAAACGAUAGAAGACCAAAGACUUACAACUAGCUGAUAAAACUACAAUCUUGGACAAAGUCUUCUCUUUCCCAUUGACUUCUUCCUCUUAAAUAUACUUCUUUCAUCUACUUCUGUAUUCUGUCCCUCCAUUUUGACCAUUCAACUUUAUAUCAAACCAAAUCCAACCCUCUCUUACAUCUUUAUAUCAAAUCCCUCAAAAAAAAAAAAAAAAUCCUAACCCAAAAUAUUUUUUUUUUUUUUAAAAAACCAAAAUGAACAAUUUAAUAUCCAGUUCAUUCACCCGAUUCCGGGAAAACUCCGGCGACAUAGAAAUGGGGGGCCCACCUACCCCAAGCCCAAACCCCGGAGUAAAUCUCGACAAAUUCUUCGACGAUGUCGAAACAAUUAAAGAUGACUUAAAAGAAAUCGAAGACCAACAAAAGAAACUAAGAGCGGCCCAUGAAGAGUCCAAGACGGCCCAUACUGCGGCCUCAGUUAAGGAACUUCGGGCCAGAAUGGACCGUGAUGUGGGCCUUGCUUUGAAAAAGGCUAAGAUGAUUAAAGUCCGAUUAGAGGCCCUAGAUAGGUCCAACGCGGCGAAUAGGAACCUGCCCGGAUGUGGUCCGGGUAGUUCGGCUGACCGGACGAGGACGUCGGUGGUAAAUGGUUUGAGGAAGAAGUUGAAGGAGAAGAUGGAUGAGUUUCAAGAGUUGAGAGAGAAGAUAAAUGGUGAAUAUAGAGAGACUGUUGAGAGAAGGUUUUUUACUGUUACGGGUGAAAAUCCUGAUGAGAGGACUGUUGAUUUGUUGAUUAGUACGGGUGAAAGUGAGAGUUUCUUGCAAAAGGCUAUUCAACAGCAGGGAAGGGGACAAGUACUAGAUACAAUUGCUGAGAUCCAAGAGAGGCAUGACGCUGUGAAAGACAUCGAAAGGAACCUCGUGGAAUUACACCAGACAUUUCUUGACAUGGCAGUGUCGGUUCAGUUUCAAGGUGAACAGUUGGAUGACAUCCAGGCUAAUGUUGGUAGAGCUUCCUCCUUUGUCAGGGGAGGAACUGAGCAACUGUAUGUUGCUAGAAAACACCAGAAAAAUACCCGAAAAUGGACUUGCUUUGCCAUUAUUCUGCUACUCGUCAUGAUACUGGUUGUCGUUCUCUCUUUACAGCCAUGGAAAAAAUAGUAAUUUGCUCAUCAUUCUGUGCUCUUGGGUCAUUAGCUGAAGGAUGAUAAGAUAUUGAAAGCGAUCUCAGACACUCUGUUGCUAUACCAUGUCUUCGCUUCAUUGUAAUUUUGUUGCCAUAUCUUUCUUUGUGAUUAAGAAUUGUGGGAGCUGGAUUUGAUCAGGCAUGAAGUCAGUCUUUAUUCUAAGAUGAGGAGAAAAAGCGAACUAGAUUUUGGGGGUAGUUCCUCUGUUAGGCUCAGCUUGGAUGUUAUUUAUUUGAUCAUCAACUUCUGUAAAUACGAUUAUUGAUAUUCAGUAUAUGUGCUGUACAUUGAUUUGGUUCAA